This is a messenger RNA of Peromyscus eremicus (cactus mouse), 1214 nucleotides long. RefSeq names its product somatomedin B and thrombospondin type 1 domain containing (gene Sbspon). The coding region runs from base 29 to 823 and encodes 264 amino acids. NCBI's taxonomy places the organism in Eukaryota, Metazoa, Chordata, Mammalia, Rodentia, Cricetidae. The record is from RefSeq and is a predicted model, not a curated record. The transcript is spliced from 5 exons.
GGUCGCAGGUGCCGAAGCAGCUCUGGCCAUGAGGACCCUGUGGAUGGUGCUGUGCGCGCUGGCACGGCUGUGGCCCGGGGCCCUGGCUGGCUGCGCAGAGGCCGGGCGCUGCUGCCCUGGCCGGGACCCAGCCUGCUUCGCCCGCGGCUGGAGACUGGACAGGGUCUACGGAACGUGCUUCUGCGAUCAAGCCUGCCGUCUCACCGGGGACUGCUGCUUCGACUACGCCAGGGCGUGUCCAGCUCGCCCUUGCUUCGUGGGAGAAUGGAGUCCCUGGAGCGGCUGUGCAGGCCAGUGCCAGCCCACCACGCGUGUGCGCAGGCGUUCAGUGCAGCAGGAGCCGCUGAACGGAGGGGCACCCUGCCCACCCCUGGAAGAGAGAGCGGGCUGCCUGGAGUACUCCUCAUCGCAGGGCCAGGACUGCGGGCACUCCUUUGUCCCUGCAUUUAUCACUAGUUCUGCAUUCAACAAGAAGAGGACAAUACAAGCCGCAUCUCCACAGUGGUCUACACACACCGAGGAUGCUGGAUACUGUAUGGAGUUCAGGACAGAGUCCCUGACUCCUCAUUGUGCCCUGGACAACCGUCCCCUCACUCGCUGGAUGCAGUAUCUCCGAGAGGGAUACACAGUGUGUGUGGACUGUCAGCCUCCGGCCAUGAAUUCCGUGAGCCUGCGUUGUUCCGGAGAUGGCCUGGAUUCUGAUGGAAAUCAGACUCUUCGCUGGCAAGCCAUUGGCAAUCCUCGAUGUCAAGGGACCUGGAAGAAAGUGCGGCGGGUCGACCAGUGUUCCUGUCCAGAAGUGCACCGCUUCAUUUUUAUAUAGAGCAUCGUGGAGUCACUUGGCAGGGUGCUUGCCAGUGGGUUGGGUAUUAUUAAGCUGAGUUCAACACUUCAGAAGCCUCCAAAAACUACGUCAAGUCCCCGGGCACUCUCCAUUGUUUUUGAGAAAGAAAACUUAGGGAUAGUUCUCAAGGAUCACAAUCUCUUUGUUUUUAUUUUUACUGAGUUAAGGACCCACACUCAAAGCUCCUAUGGCUAUGACCUUGACCUUACCUCUGGCCACAGAGUACAUGUCUGUUUGUACUAGAAUCACUACCAUGGGCUCCAGUUUGGGGUAAGUUUUUGUCUAAGGGCAUCUACGUAUUCUUUGUUUUUAUUGGUUUUUUGUUUUGUUGUUUUAAAUUAAAGACAAGGUCUCACUAUGUAGCCUAGAA